UGGACACCAUGUUACUGAAUCGGCAUUCUACCACAAACAACUCGGCUAUCAGAAAGUCGUAAAAUAAGAAAUACAUUUAAAAUGGGCAUCUCUUUUCUAAUGUCAUUCAAAUUGGUGAUGUGCAGUGCAUUUUUCCUCUUGGCUGGUCAAGUUCAAUCAGCAGUGAUAUGUUCAGAGCCAACAAACCUUGCUGAACAGUACGCUCAAUAUUUGUCCCAAGAAUCGGGGUCAAGUAUAGAUGAAUUACUGGGUUCAUAUUCAGCAAACAACACGCGUCCGGAUGAAGAAGAACAACUUAUCUUCGGUAACAAAGUCUGUCCUUCAAGCCUGAGAGUCAUUACAUCUGAUCCAAAAAGCAAAGUCCACGAAAGAACCACUUGUCCAUAUUUCCUCGUGGCUUCCCAUCUUUCCACACGGUACCCAAAGAUCAUAACAGAGGCUCGAUGCAAAUGCCAAGCUUGUCUGGAAGAAAAUGGUCCCAGUACCGCCACUCGAUGCGAGCCCGUAUACAGACCAGUGAGAAUUCUUACUAGGAAAUCAGUCUGUGUUGAUGGGGUUUAUCAGUAUUCAGAACAAACAUAUAUGAAACAAGAGGGAUGUACUUGUGCCAAAAAAACCGAAGCAGUAUCAGGCUCAGGGUCAAAUACAAGCUCCGGUAGUGACCCUGCUACAAUGUGAAAAACAAUAGGCAGCGUUUACCACAGUCUUUCAAAGGCAUCCCUGAAAACGAUACUCAGUUCUGAAAAUGUUGUGUACCCCUGCUAUAAUCGUAAUUUAUUGUGUGCCUGUCUCAUGUAC
Saccostrea echinata is the source of this 798-nucleotide messenger RNA. Its product is annotated as interleukin 17-like protein. The coding region runs from base 82 to 678 and encodes 198 amino acids. Gene Ontology annotation, cellular component: extracellular region. Lineage: Eukaryota; Metazoa; Mollusca; Bivalvia; Ostreida; Ostreidae. The record is from RefSeq and is a predicted model, not a curated record. The transcript is spliced from 2 exons. Gene Ontology annotation, molecular function: cytokine activity.